Terrapene triunguis (Three-toed box turtle) is the source of this 1482-nucleotide messenger RNA. RefSeq names its product splA/ryanodine receptor domain and SOCS box containing 3 (gene SPSB3). Gene Ontology annotation, biological process: proteasome-mediated ubiquitin-dependent protein catabolic process. The transcript has 7 exons. The record is from RefSeq and is a predicted model, not a curated record. Gene Ontology annotation, molecular function: protein binding. NCBI's taxonomy places the organism in Eukaryota, Metazoa, Chordata, Testudines, Emydidae. Bases 87 to 1163 code for a protein of 358 amino acids. Gene Ontology annotation, cellular component: SCF ubiquitin ligase complex.
GGAAAAGUAGGUCAGAAGGAGAGCGAGGGUGGCCUACGUAGGGUCGUGGUAGCCGCUGCGGCGCAGAUUAUCUGUCUCAAAACACCAUGGCACGACGCACACGCAACAGCAGGGCCUGGCACUUUGUCCUAAGUGGGGUACGCCGGGAUGCAGAUGCACGGGCGGUAGCUUUGGCCUCUGGAGCCCAUGGGUGGGGCUAUGACUCUGAUGGGCAGCACAGUGACUCUGACUCUGAGCCAGAGUUUCCUUCCCUCUCGCCCUCCAUCCCCAGCGCCAUCCCUGUGACAGGAGAGUCCUACUGCAACUGUGAGAACCAGAAUGAGACUCCCUACUGCUCCAGUCUGCACACCGUCCAUCACGUCAAGGACUGCCAGUGUGGUGAAGAGGAUGAGUACUUUGAGUGGGUGUGGGAUGACAUGAACAAAUCGACUGCAACCCUCCUGACCUGUGACAACCGCAAGGUGAACUUCCACAUGGAGUACAGCUGUGGCACUGCUGCUAUCCGUGGAAACAAGGAGCUGGCAGAGGGGCAGCACUUCUGGGAGAUCAAGAUGACCUCGCCAGUCUAUGGCACUGACAUGAUGGUGGGAAUUGGGACUUCAGAUGUGAAUCUUGACAAGUACCGCCACACAUUCUGUAGUCUGCUGGGCAAGGAUGAAGACAGCUGGGGACUCUCAUACACAGGAUUACUCCACCACAGGGGAGAUAAAAUGAACUUCUCCUCAAGGUUUGGCCAAGGCUCCAUCAUUGGGGUUCAUUUGGACAUGUGGCAUGGAACUCUCACUUUCUUCAAAAACAGGAAAUGCAUAGGAGUUGCAGCUACCAAACUGCAGAACAAGAAAUUCUACCCCAUGGUGUGCUCCACUGCAGCCAAAAGCAGCAUGAAGGUGAUCCGCUCAUGCACCAGCUACACGUCCCUCCAGUACCUCUGCUGUUAUCGCCUCCGCCAGCUGUUGCCCAACUAUGUGGAUACACUGGAAGUGCUGCCAUUGCCUCCAGGACUUAAGCAAGUUCUACACAACAAACUAGGCUGGGUGCUGAGUAUGAACUGUAGCACACUGAAGCCUUCCACCUCUUCUUCCUCCUUGUCGGGAAGUGACUCAGAUAGCUCCUGUGGGUCGGAUGCAGAGGCAUGCCAAAGGAAGAGAUGCAGGAGGACAUAAGUUAUUUUCAAACAAACUGCCUGGGGGGGUGGUUUCCUUCAUUAUUUCUGAGGGUGAUCCAGGCCAGACACCUGUUUGUGGGGACACCAACUUCUAAUCAAGUUUGCAAAGACUUCUACCCUCUUGAAAUCUUUUAAGCUACAAGCAUCAGCCACUUGCAUUGAAUACCUAUCCCAAAUGAGGAGAGUGACUUCUUUGAAAUAGGCAGCCUAGAUAACCUGCAACAAAAUUUCCUAGCUUCAUCUCCUACUCACUGCCACCAUCACUAGCUGAUCUCUAGGGCGUAGACUGUUCCAGCAGAGAUGCAAGCUUUCAAACU